AUGGUCUCCCCUUAUGAUGGACCUCAGUACAGUACCAUUAGACGGCGUAUACAUGGGUGGUCCUGGCAGUCGUUCCCGAUCGGGAUGGGUACAGGCGCCGUCUAUGUCCUUUUAUCUGCUCUUAACCCUCAUCCAACCUGGGUCACAUAUAUUGAAAUCACAUUCUACAUUCUCAACAUGUGUCUUUUCUCUUUGAACAUUCUGAUGCUGAGUCUUCAGUUCAUACGUCGCAGUUUUCGUCGUCAGUUUCUCCGGCUGUCAUCAGAUCCGGUCAAAGGUGUUUUUGUUCCCCUUUCUGUUCUUUCGUUUGCCACUAUUUUUAUUGGCACAAUCAAUUACGCGGUACCCGUGGGAAUCAUAAACGCUGAUGGUGUUUAUGUCAUGUUCUGGGUAUAUGUGGUGCUAGCAGUCAUUGUCUCGUUCCCGAUGCUGAUGGUGUGGUUCAAUCAACCGCAUGAUGUUACAACCUUCACUCCAGCUUGGGCAUUCCUGAUUUUCCCAUUGAUGCUCACUGGCAUCAUCGCUCUCAACGCUCUAAGAGUGAUACAGACGUCUGAUCCUCGCGCACUUGGAAUUCUACUUAUAGGAUACAUUUCCAAGGUAUCGUAA
Rhizoctonia solani is the source of this 609-nucleotide messenger RNA. Its product is annotated as C4-dicarboxylate transporter/malic acid transporter. Gene Ontology annotation, molecular function: malate transmembrane transporter activity. The record is from RefSeq and is a predicted model, not a curated record. Lineage: Eukaryota; Fungi; Basidiomycota; Agaricomycetes; Cantharellales; Ceratobasidiaceae. Gene Ontology annotation, biological process: malate transmembrane transport. The coding region runs from base 1 to 609 and encodes 202 amino acids. Gene Ontology annotation, cellular component: membrane. The transcript has 5 exons.